Labrus mixtus (cuckoo wrasse) is the source of this 2461-nucleotide messenger RNA. It is a transcript of the gene mtmr6, whose product is annotated as myotubularin related protein 6. The coding region runs from base 188 to 2161 and encodes 657 amino acids. Lineage: Eukaryota; Metazoa; Chordata; Actinopteri; Labriformes; Labridae. The transcript is spliced from 15 exons. Gene Ontology annotation, cellular component: nuclear envelope. The record is from RefSeq and is a predicted model, not a curated record. Gene Ontology annotation, biological process: dephosphorylation. Gene Ontology annotation, molecular function: phosphatidylinositol-3,5-bisphosphate phosphatase activity.
GUGAUUGUCGUGACCUUUACGCGGAUGGAGGAGUGAAUAAUUGACAAUAAACACAUAUCGUAUGCCUCCGUCAAAGUACAGCUGUCUGUAAAGCAGUGUGAGAUAUCAGCUUAUCAAUGAUCCAGUUAUCAUACAGAGGAGUCGUUUGAGGCUUUGCAGUCGCUGACAGAAGUGUCGACUCGGAGACAUGGAGCACAUCCGCACUCCUAAGGUGGAGCAGGUGCGACUACUCGAUCGCUUCAGCAACAAAUCCACAAAUGGCACGCUGUACCUCACAGCUACACAUCUCAUCUUUGUGGAGAGCAACUCAAACAACUCGACAUCUGCAGGACAGGAGGUCUGGAUCUUGCAUCACCACAUAGCGUCUGUGGAGAAGCUCUCCCUGACCACCACGGGUUGUCCUCUGGUCAUCCAGUGUCGCAACUUUAGGCAGGUUCACUUUGUGGUUCAAAGAGAGAGAGAUUGCCACGACAUUUACAGCUCACUGCUGCGUCUUCUACGGCCGGUUUCCUAUGAGGAGCUCUAUGCGUUCUCCUACAACCCCAAACAGAAUGACCAACAGAGAGAGGAAGGGUGGCAGCUCAUCGACCUGGGGGCGGAGUUUGAAAGGAUGGGCGUCCCCUGCGACCAAUGGCAGCUCACCGACGUCAACAGAGACUUCAAGGUGUGUGAGACAUAUCCACGGGACUUAUAUGUUCCCAUCACAGCCAGUAAGCCUAUCAUUGUGGGGAGCUCCAAGUUCAGAAGCAAAGGACGCUUUCCUGUACUCACGUACUUCUACCAAGAAAAGAAGGCGGCAGUGUGUCGAUGCAGUCAGCCCCUCUCUGGGUUCAGUGCACGAUGCUUAGAGGAUGAGAGCCUUCUGCAGGCCAUCAGCAAGGCCAAUCACAACAGCCGAUUCGUCUACGUCAUGGAUACCAGGCCAAAGUUGAAUGCACUGGCUAAUCGUGCGGCUGGUAAAGGCUAUGAGAACGAGGACAACUACUCCAACAUCCGCUUCCAGUUUGUCGGCAUUGAAAACAUCCACGUAAUGAGGACCAGCCUGCAGAAACUCCUAGAAGUGAUUGGGACUCGGUCUCUGUCCAUGAGCGACUACCUGGUCGGUCUGGAAAGCAGUGGCUGGUUGCGACAUAUCAAGGCUGUUGUAGAUGCAGCCAUCUUCCUCACCAAGGCGGUGACGGUGGAAGGAGUCAGUGUGUUGGUUCAUUGUUCAGACGGCUGGGACAGAACAGCCCAGGUCUGCUCACUGGGGUCGCUGCUCAUGGACCCUUACUACCGCACCAUCAAGGGCUUCAUGGUACUGAUAGAGAAGGACUGGAUCUCCUUUGGCCACAAGUUUGCAGACAGGUGUGAUCAGUUGGAUGGAGAUCCAAAGGAGGUGUCUCCUAUCUUCACUCAGUUCCUGGAGUGUGUCUGGCAACUGACAGAGCAGUUCCCACAGGCGUUUGAGUUCAGCGAAUGGUUCCUGCUGCAGAUUCAUGAACAUGUCCACUCCUGUCAGUAUGGAAACUUCCUCGGCAACAAUCAGAGACAGAGAGAGGAGUUGCAGCUGAGAGAGCGAACCCACUCACUGUGGGCUUUUCUUAUGAGCGAAAAACAGAACUACUUGAAUCCGUUCUACAGCCCUGCUUACGCAGAUUCACACCCUGUGCUGGCACCUUCAACUCUGCCCUACAACUUCAAGUUCUGGAGGAACAUGUACCACCAGUUCGAUCGCUCCAUGCACCCACGCCAGUCCAUCCUCAAAACCAUCCUGACUCUGAGAGAGAACAGCUGCAAGGCUGAGAGCGCGCUGCAAGCACUGGAGAGUCGGCUUCAACAGCUCGGUGUGACCCCUAUUGUGACCUCUGACCCCCCUGCCCCACCUCCCACCAGAGAUCAGCGUUCCAGCGCCCUCCCACCGCGUCCAGACUCCCUCAUUCUUGGGGCUCCUAUCAACCACAAAGAAGUGCAGCAACAGCAGGAUGAUGACGAGCAGGAGGAGGUGGGCGAGGAGGCCACAGAAAGCUUCGACACGGAGCGGACAGUAGAGGGCAGCAGUGGUACCGAGAGCAGGAAGCAGAGCUACGGAGAGCUGGAUGGGACAUACAGCAGUGAAUUGGCUAAAGAAGAGCCAGCUGUUGUCAGUCUGGAGUUUGGAGUGGCACGCAUGACCUGUUGAGACCAAACAGGGGGAUUGUGGGAUUGUUAGGGAUGGGCACUACUGAGUGAGAGAGAGAUUACUGAAAGCGUGUGGAGGAGAUGCUGCCGCUCUGUUUGUGAUAACGUGCUGAUUACGCAAUGGCCCUGAGUGGGCCAAGUGGAUGAAAUUGUAAUUCUGUAUAGUCUCAAUGUUAAUGGGAAGCCUCAUUAUUAUGUCAUAAACUGCACCUAUAGGAAAAGGCUUGUUUUUUUAAGAAUGUUGAAAAGCACUAUAAAGAAUUAAUGAAUAGAGUAAGAUAAUAAAUUCAUGCCAAACAAA